Molecule: messenger RNA, 1977 nt
Organism: Closterium sp. NIES-67
Lineage: Eukaryota; Viridiplantae; Streptophyta; Zygnematophyceae; Desmidiales; Closteriaceae
Source: the annotation of a GenBank genome assembly
CUUGCCUCCUAGGAAUUAUCCUUCUGACAUGAACCAACUCCCAGGUUCAGUAUCUAGAGGGAAGUUUCUAGCAAAGUAGUCUUCUAUUUUCGCUGCUCCGAACCGUUGGCUGCACAAUCGCAAUCAGCACAGCCGUUGACGUGACGACGGUAGACUGUCCUCGCAGCAUUGCUGCCCUUUCUUCUCUACGCUCCAGCCCGUAUGGAGUGAGAGCGGCUCGGCCGUAAUCGUGUUAGGCUGGACGGUUGUCAUCCAUUACUAGUUUCCGUACGGCACGUGUUAGCCUCUCUGUCGCUCCCGCCGUUCGGCCUUACUGCUUAGCGAGAGGAAGAAACUGCCCGAGGACAAUACAAUAGAGUAGCAGCAGCAGCGGAAUGGGAGCGUAACCGUCGAUUCUCUAACUUUACUCUAGGUCUAGAGCCGAAUGCUAGCCGAUGGUUCAAUAGGAGCUCCUUCGCCGCGUCGAAAGACCCACCCGAAGAGAAAUGGGCUGUCUUGGGUCGAAAUUCGACAACCCUGGGAAGAGCACCGCCAUCACGGACCAAUACAGCAACAAUAUUUCCUCCUUCCAGACCAAUUCCUCCAAGGACUCCGAUAUCUUCGUCUCAGCCGACGAGUCGAUCGCCACGCGAUCCAGCUCCGGCGGCGCCCCCGCCCCCGACCCCGCGAACCUCGUCCCCAGCUCCCUGCGACAGUUUCCGUUCGCGGCGCUAGAGGCUGCGACGAGCAAGUUCCACCGGCGGAACUGCAUCGGCGAGGGCGGGUUCGGGAUCGUGUACCGGGGGGUCCUCCAGCCGGGGGCCAAUGGGCUGGGCCCGACGCCCUCGGAGGUGGCCAUCAAGCGCAUGCGCGAGUCGAACGAGCGGUACACGGAAGAGUUCCUGAAGGAGGUGAUCGUGCUGGGGCGGCUGUCGCACCCGCACCUGGUGCGCCUGCACGGCUACUGCAUGGAGCGCGACGAGGCGCUGCUGGUGUACGAGUUCAUGACGGGCGGCUGCUUGCACCGCGCGCUUGUCGACAGUGCGAACGGCGAGCUGUUUUUCAGCUGGGACAUGCGGCUCAAGGUGGCGGUGCAGAUAGCGGAGGCCCUGGCGUACAUGCACGGCCUCAACUUCAUCCACCGGGACCUGAAAGCAGCGAACGUGCUGCUAUCUCCUGAGUACGAUGCCAAGCUGACGGACUUUGGGAUGGUGCGGGUGGGGCCGGAGGGGCAGCUGGAGUCGAUAGUGUCGACCCGCAUCAUGGGGACCGAGGGGUACAUCGACCCCACUUACAUGGAGACAGGUCACCUGGGCGCCAAGAGCGACGUCUACUCCUUUGGCGUUCUCCUCUUGGAGCUGGUGACGGGGCGCAGCGUGGUGGACGAGGGCAGCAAGAUGGUCACUGAGUGCAGAACGCGCUUCUCGGACCUCAAGCUCAAAGCAGCGGCCUACGUCGACCCGAAGCUCGGCAACCAGUAUCCAGAGCUGGGCGCCCGGACCUUGGCGACUCUGGCUCGGCACUGCGUGGCUGAGAGUCGGUCGAGCCGGCCGGAGAUCAGCAGUGUGCUUGAGAAGCUGAAGAUGCUGGUAAGGGCGUGUGCGCAUGCCGAGGCGAAAGCGGCAGCUAAAGCUGCAGCGCUGGCAGCAGGGGAGUCGGGGUCUGGUGAAGAAGCAGGGUCAGAGGCAGAGGGUGCAGAGACAGAGGUUGCAGAGGCGAAUGGGGUUGAAGAGGGCCCACCACCACAGUCAGCUACUGCGCCAGUCUAGGUUGCUGGGCUGACUUUCCUAGUCAUCUCAAGUUUUCCUCUCUGUAAGAUAGGAAAGGAGGAACACUUAUGGUACUGUAGUUGCACAGAAAAUAAGUGGAAAGACAUCAUGGCACCAUGAGAUAGCAGCUUCAUGGUGCGCUCUGAAGUACACUUCAAGGUUAUGGACGUAGACGAAUAGUGUAUGUAAUUCUCCUUGUGCCAUUGGCUGUUGAAAUCGACCACUGAUU